Cladophialophora psammophila CBS 110553 is the source of this 2592-nucleotide messenger RNA. RefSeq lists its product as uncharacterized. The record is from RefSeq and is a predicted model, not a curated record. Lineage: Eukaryota; Fungi; Ascomycota; Eurotiomycetes; Chaetothyriales; Herpotrichiellaceae. The coding region runs from base 1 to 2592 and encodes 863 amino acids. The transcript is spliced from 2 exons.
AUGAUCUCUCUCACUAUCGGUUAUGUGUCUGGUAUUAUUGCCGCGGUGAUUUUCAUUCUUCAAUUCGUGUUUCCCAAUGCCCUCAUCCUCGUGCUAGUGGGUUUUCUCAAAAAUGACCAUACGGCGGUGACCUGGUCUGUGGUUGAGCGCAGCCUGCUGAGUUCCCUGUGGCCGACGCUCCUCAAGACAGAGGCUGCCGCAAGUCGAGGGGUAGAUACCAAGAUCAGGCUCCUGACUUGGUUGCGGCCAUUGGCUCUCGGGCUUGUCUCUGUCGCCGCGAUUGUCACGCCCUUGGGACUUUACGACGACAUUGUACCUUCCACGACGCCCCAAUCUGUCGCCUUCACGUAUAUUGCAGACUCCAGUCCGAUGGGAUACGGAACGCCUCCACGGAGCCAACUCGGCUUUAGUCGAAUUUGCGGAAACUUCCUCCCCGUGCAAUGUCCCGGCACGACGAGCGCCAUCACGUACAGUGGCAACGAUACAUUCAUGGAGGCUAAUAUCACAAACGAUGAUUACGACACGAGGAUCCCCAAGGUCCUUGCCGAACUCUACCAGAGCGGUCUAGCUCAGCAGCCGCAAACGGUCUCAAGCUUCUUCGAUAUUGAAUCACGGUAUUACUCGUUCAUGUACCAAGAUGGGGUCGCACAUGGAGCAAAGUAUAUUGUGGACGCAUUCCGCUACUUGUCCAGUAUGGUAUUGGACAACGCCAUUGAGCCGGUGGAGGGUCUGGUCGUCGACACGGUUGCCGGCGGGGUCGGCUUCCGCAAUCAUACGGUCCCUGUCAGCGUUCAGCUGGGUGCCGAAUGGACAGAGGAUCUACUCUGGAUUGAGCCCGAGACGGCGUGCGUCGACACAAACAUCUCGGUCGAGUUCAAAAUACCCUAUAGCGGCAUCGCCAGCAGUGAUCUAGCCAACAUGUCGCUCGUCGACAAUGGGGGCUUCGCGAACCUGGUCCAGGAAUACCCGUACGUCAACGUGACAGACUCCCAGACUCAUCCAAACUUGCAGGGGCGAGCCUACAAAGCUGCAUGGUUGGUGAACGUGUAUACAAUGCUGGUCAUGAACCUGACCAGGCCGAAUCCCGAUUCCUUUGGUUAUCUGAAAUCCAAGGUUGGCGACAAAUAUCCAGUCACGACAUAUCAGACGACGGGAGCGAAGCUCAAUGGGAUCUAUGUCACCAAUCUCUGGUCAUCCCUGCUGGACCCAGAGGCCUACUUGUCCAAUUACACCUUGGCCGACGCGCCAUCCGCCAACUAUUCCAACCCAUUUGGGCUCACCUCUUCGAACUAUAGCGACAUUUCAUUGCUCUGCUCGGGGGCAGGAGGCGCUGAUCUUGCGAAUCUCACCAAUGUUCAUGUCGAGUGUGGCUUGGUCUUUGGAGCCGCGCAGCGUCGUGACGGGACGAUAACCCUUGUCCAGGAGCCUGAAACCUGGUGGACACAGAAGGUGUACAGCUGUGCUACUGCAAUGAAAGCGAGUAUCAAAGAGGUCCGAUUCCGAUACAACGCGACGCAGACGACCGGCAACACGCUCAAGGCCUUGUCUAUUGUUAAUGUCAGCGACACGUCGUACCCAGACAAGGAGUCGAUGCCUCUCUGGGGCGUUGAAUCGCCUGGUUACACGAUGAACGACAUUCAUCAGCUAUGGGGACUGAUCUCGCCGGAGCUUGAGCACUCGGUCAAUUUGUCCACAGUGCGGGCUCCUCAAUUGUACCUACCAGGAUAUGGUGGUUUGGGUGUUCUAUCGACCGUGCCGGGAUAUGAGAACCUACCAGGAGCAGAUGGGCCAGCCGAUGCCCUGGCAGGAGUGUACCAGUCCGGCGGUGACGACUGGGCAGACUACUCUGGAGACACCAACAUGGCCAUGUACGCGCGAUGGCGAGAUCUUUCAGGGUCAGCAGCGACCGUGGCAAAGAUCCCCAACCUCGUGUGGACGGAUAUCGCUGCGAACAUGCUGGUGGGCACGCGCAACUGGAACUCUGGCAAUGGGCUGCCCGCCAACCUUCAGAAACGGGAUGAUGAUGGGACAAGCGGUGGCGGCAGCGACCAGGCCCUCGUGCCUGUGACUGUCUAUCAGCAGCGCAUUCGCUAUCACUGGCCAUUUGCCAUCCCGGCAUUCCUGGCGCUGGCGUUGUUCCUCGCGGUGCUUUUGGCUGCCUUCAUCUCUGUUCUGUCUGGAAGGGGCCUCCCAGCACGAGUGCGACAUUAUCUAUUUCAUUUGUCGUCAGGGCGCAUGUUGGGGGACAUUCAAUAUGCUGGAGAAUGCGACAAGUUGGCACCAACAAAUGAAUGGCUCGCACGUGUGGGUGGCAGGCGUAGCGAUUUGCACGCCUGUGCCAGUCAUAAGGCUAGCGAUGUUAGCGGCAGUAUCGGUAUUGGGGCCCCAACCUCACCGUUCCUCGGGCAGCAGUAUUAUCACAUGGCCAGCCGCAUGACUGGCGGCAUGACUGAUGAGAAGCAGCAGAGGAUGGUGACUGAGACGACCGAACUGCGGCAUCUCACCGUGGCAGGGUCAGGUCAUGGGCCCAAUACGGGAUAUGUAAAGCUCAGUGAAAACGAACAGCCGGGAUGGCGGUCACCCGGCCUCUAA